AUGGGUUCAUCUUCCAAGAAAUCUAGAAUAGUGCAAAAAAGUGACACUGAUUCUGAUGAAUACGAUGAUGUUAUGUCCGAGGAGGAGGUUAAUAAUGAUAGCGAGUUGGAGGAGAUGGAGGAAGUAGAAGAAGAAGAAGAAGGAGAGGAUGAGGAAGAAGAAGGUGAAGAAGAAGACGGGAAUGUAAAGGAAAGUGAAUGGAACCAUGAUGAGAUGGAAGAGCUUGAGAAAGAGUAUAGGGAUCUUCAUCAACAGGAGGAGCGGGAGCUAAACAUUUUGAAGAACUUGAAGCACCAUAAGGAUACAGAUCUUCUGAAAGGACAAGCUGUGAAAAGUCAGAAGGCCCUCUGGUACAAAAUUCUCGAGCUUAGAUUCUUACUUCAGAAGCCAUUCUCAAGUUCUAACAGGCUACCUGAGGAAUCAGUAAAAGCUUCAUUCUGUGAAUCGGAUGAGACAGUUAGAGUUGCAUAUGCAGAUUUGAUAACUUCGUCCAAGGAGACUUUGGAUUCUAUAUUGGAACUGCAAGAGGCUCUGAUUGCAAAGAAUCCGUCAGUAACCCAAGCUGUUAAUGGUUCAGAAAAGUCAUCAAAAGAAGUUUCUAAUGUUUUGGAAGACAAUGACCAAGAGUGGUCACAAAUUUCUCGGAUGCACAACAGUAUAGCAUCUUUCAGAGACAAGUCUAUCAACAAAUGGCAGAGGAUUACGCAAGUGACAACCGGUGUUGCUGCAAUUAAAGGCAAACACGCUUUUAAUCAGGAUAUCAGCAAUCAAGUUGCUGGCUAUAUGAGAGAUCCUAGUAGAAUGGUCAAGCAGAUGCAACUGAGAAAAUCAGCUGUUAACGUAUUUGGAUCCGUUUCAAAGAUUAGCGAUAGCACUACUGAAGCGGAAACACAAGCUGACGGUGAUCCUGAACUGCUGGACGAUUCUGAAUUUUAUCAGCAAUUAUUGAAAGAAUUUUUCGAGACAGUGGAUCCUACAUCAUCUGAGAAAGCAUUUUAUGCUUUGAAAAGGAUGCAAACAAAAAAGAGAAAAAUCGUGGAUCGUCGUGCCUCAAAAAGUCGCAAGAUAAGGUAUAAUGUUCAUGAAAAAAUAGUAAACUUUAUGGCUCCUCGACCUGCGAAUAUUCCUCCCAUGGCUCCAAUGCUAUUUGAGAAUCUGUUUGGGUUAAAGACUCAAAGAUCAUCUGCUGCGGCCUCAUAA
This is a messenger RNA of Vicia faba (fava bean), 1200 nucleotides long. The record is from the annotation of a GenBank genome assembly. NCBI's taxonomy places the organism in Eukaryota, Viridiplantae, Streptophyta, Magnoliopsida, Fabales, Fabaceae.